AUGCCCCAAGACCCUCCUCCAUGCCCCAAGCCUCUCCUCCAUGCCCCAAGCCUCUCCUCCAUGCCCCAAGACCCUCCUCCAUGCCCCAAGACCCUGCCCAUGCCCCAAGCCUCUCCUCCAUGCCCCAAGCCUCUCCUCCAUGCCCCAAGCCUCUCCUCCAUGCCCCAAGCCUCUCCUCCAUGCCCCAAGCCCCCAUGCCCCAAGCCUCUCCUCCAUGCCCCAAGACCCUCGUCCAUGCCCCAAGCCUCUCCUCCAUGCCCCCUCCUCCAUGCCCCAAGCCUCUCCUCCAUGCCCCAAGACCCAAGACCCCGGUCCAUGCCCCAAGCCUCUCCUCCAUGCCCCAAGCCUCUCCUCCAUGCCCCAAGCCUCUCCUCCAUGCCCCAAGCCUCUCCUCCAUGCCCAAGACCCUCCUCCAUGCCCCAAGGCCCUCGUCCAAGCCCCAAGACCUUCCUCCAUGCCCCAAGACCCUCCUCCAUGCCCCAAGACCCUCAUCCAUGCCCCAAGACCCUCGUCCAAGCCCCAAGACCCUCCACCAUGCCCCAAGCCUCUCCUCCAUGCCCCAAGCCUCUCCUCCAUGCCCCAAGCCUCUCCUCCAUGCCCAAGACCCUCCUCCAUGCCCCAAGACCCUCGUCCAAGCCCCAAGACCUUCCUCCAUGCCCCAAGACCUUCCUCCAUGCCCCAAGACCCUCGUCCAAGCCCCAAGACCCUCCUCCAUGCCCCAAGACCCUCCUCCAUGCCCCAAGACCCUCGUCCAAGCCCCAAGACCCUCAUCCAUGCCCCAAGACCCUCAUCCAUGCCCCAAGCCUCUCAUCCAUGCCCAAGCCCCUCUCCAUGCCCAAGAACCUCCUCACACAAACACUCAGCACCAACAAUACUCACACUUGA
Molecule: messenger RNA, 885 nt
Organism: Coregonus clupeaformis (lake whitefish)
Lineage: Eukaryota; Metazoa; Chordata; Actinopteri; Salmoniformes; Salmonidae
Product: extensin-like
Exons: 1
Coding region: 1-885 (294 amino acids)
Source: RefSeq, a predicted model, not a curated record